This is a messenger RNA of Zonotrichia leucophrys gambelii, 3289 nucleotides long. RefSeq names its product chromosome 4A C8orf48 homolog (gene C4AH8orf48). The transcript is spliced from 6 exons. The record is from RefSeq and is a predicted model, not a curated record. The coding region runs from base 791 to 1636 and encodes 281 amino acids. NCBI's taxonomy places the organism in Eukaryota, Metazoa, Chordata, Aves, Passeriformes, Passerellidae.
GAGAAAAAUCGCUCUUAGAGCCCGUCCAUGAGGGCUGAGAGCAGCGAGGGAAGGGCAGAGCUGCUCCCGGAGCCCGUGAGGGGCGGGCACGGCCCUGGCUGGGGGAGCUGCCGGGCACGGAGCCGCUGCAGGGCUGGAGCCGGGCUGGGAGAGCUGAGGGAGAGAAUCCAGGGAGGGCUCAGAGCCCUGCCAGGGCAUGGAGGGGCUCCAGGAGAGCUGCAGAGGGACUGGGGACAAGGAUGGAGGGACAGGACACAGGGAAUGGCUCCCACUGCCAGAGGGCAGGGCUGGAUGGGAUAUUGGGAAUUGGGAAUUGUUCCCUGGCAGGGUGGGCAGGCCCUGGCACAGGGUGCCCACCCUGGAUCCCUGGCAGUGCCUAAGGCCAGGCUGGACAAUGGGGCUGGGAGCAGCCUGGGGUGGUGGAAGGUUUUUUCCCACUAUCUCAUUUAACCAUCCUCUCUUUCCAUUUCAGCUCAUUCCCCCUUGUUUUGACACUACCUGGUGUUGUAAAUAGUCUUACCUUUUCUUCCCUGUAAGUUCCUUUCAGACACUAGAAAGGGGGAAAUUUGAUUAUUUUUUUAAUGAAGAAUUUUAUCCAAGCAUUACUGUAAUCCACUACAGAUUUGCAAAGAGUGCUGCUCAGAUUUCACAGCUGAUGUUCAAUGCUAGUUGGUUCUGUGCAUUUCCCCUGUGGAUCUGAGCCUGUGCUGCUCUAAUCCCUGCUUUGGUUUGAUCACGACUGAGUUGUGAUUUUACCCACCUGUUGUGGUGGUUAAAUCUGUGCUGUCCCAUGGCAGCCGCCCCAGCAGAGAGCUCCAGGAGCCAUGGGAAGGGGCUGGAGCGGAGCCAGAGCCGCAGCAGCUCUGCCUUGGACUAUUCAGGAGACACCUUUGAGUCCUUCAGCGAGGAGGAGGAGAGUGAAGCACCUGGAUCCUGGUGUUCCACAGAGGAUUUGGAGGGGGCAGCUGUGUCAGAGGCUUUGGAAAGCUCAGCAUCACUGGCAGGCCAAAGUGCUGCAGAGGAGGAGUUUGAAGCAGUGGAUCCUGCAGCUGUGGAAAGAGCUGCCAUAGGAAAAUGGAUUGAUGCCAUGGGAAAGUGGAUGGAUCUGAAAAAUAAAGACACUGGGAUUAGGCCAGACAAAUCUGCCAUCACAACUCCUGCUGGAGUUUCUGGGCUGUCCCAGGCCGAGCUGGGAGCCCUGGGCCGUUUCUGCAGCAGCAGGAUCAGCAGCAUCCAGCAGCAGCAGCAGCAGCAGGCACGCAGGGCCAGGAGGCUGCACUGCAGGGCCACAGCAAGGCAGGCUGAGCCAGCACAGCCCUGUGCUGUUCCUGCCCAGCUGAUGAACAGGAUCCUGCUGGAAAACACCAGGGAGGCUCUGAAACAGGUGACAGAAGCUGAAAUCCAUGAGGUUUCAACCUGUCCUGGCUGCCAGCAGAAGGAAGCAGAGCUGGCCAAGGUUGCCUUUCUCAGGCAAAAAAAGACUUUGCUGGAAGGUGCUUUAAUCCAAGAGAAACUGGAAGAACAGUUUUACUCCAGGGACAUGCUCACACUUCUAGGAGAAGCACUGAGAAGCUUUCCCAAACCUUCAGAGGAUCCCAGGGAUUUGUGGCAAAGGCUGAAGGGGUGGAAAGACUGAAUGGAUCAUAACUCCAGUGGGUGAAGAACUGGGAGAGCCUCCUGUGGGCAGUCAGCUCCAGAAUUCCAAUGAUUUUGGAUCUGAGCUGCUGUGGCAGUGAUGGAUUGGCUGCUGCUUUAAUAUUCCUGCAGGUGGAACCAGAUCUGCCUGCCUGGGCUGUGAGUCAACCUCUCCUCAAUGCAAAUGUUGCAGGAUAUUGUAAUCCAUCUCCAUGGGUUUCUCAGGUUCCAGAAACCAGCAGUUUCCAUUAUUAAUCUGGCAAGGCAGAAGAAUUGUUUUUUGGGGGAUUGCUGUGGGAUUGCAGAGCAGCUCCCAGCUGCCUCCAUCCAUAAGGAAAAUAAAUGAUUCUGUUUGCCAGGGCAGGGAGGUGUAAUUACUGCAUCUCAGCUCAGGCUUUGCCCACUGCCUCGUGGAAAAUUGAAAGUGAGAGCCCCAGGUGGAGGACAAAAAGCAAAGUUAACUAUAAAAAGCAGUAAAAUGAAAUGAAGUAUUUAUAGAAGGGAAUUAAUGAGGUUGUAACAGAAAUUAAUCAGCAGGACUGGGGGUGCCAAUGGGAUGAGAAAUGAUAAUAAAUCAAUCAUGGAAUCUGUAUAGGAUAGAGAAAAACAAGCAACAGAUGAAAACUGGGAGAAGAAUUGCAAGAAAAUACUUUGGAAUUUGUUGUAGUUUCUCAAGACGAGGAAAUCACUGUUGUUCAAAGAUGAUCUGGGGUUCAGUACACAUCCAAAUAAAUGGAAUUAUGAUGGGAAUGUUUGGGUUAGACAGUGAAAUCAUCCUCACUGUGCCCUCCAAAGCCUGGUGCUGCUCUGUGGGCAGCUCUGCAGCCCUUUGUGCCCAAAGCUGAGAGCAGGGGCUCAGCCAUGGCCUGACUCUCCUCAGCCUCCCAUUUCCUGACUUCUCUGCAUUCCCAUCUCUGGAAAUCCUAGAGGAAUACCCCUAUCUCGGAGCCCACACUGUGUUUUUGUGCCAAAGCAGAGGGAAUGAAAUCCCCCUGUUGCAUUUUCUUCCCCCAUUUUGGGACCAGAGCCCUCACUGCUGCCUUAAGGGGGGUUUGUAUUUCAUGGAAUUGUUUCCCUCCUCUGCUCUGGAUUGUUUAUCAGAGUCCUUGAGGGCUGUGCAGCCUCUUGUUCUCCCUUCCCACAAACCAUGGAAAACCUGGAGGGAAAUGCUGGGAUAUAAACAGACGUGUUAGCAAAGUUCUGCCUUCUGCUGCUUAAAAAUCUGCUCAGAGUGCUUUCCCUGGGAGUGGAUCCUGAGCAGGGGGAGCCCAGCCCAGCCCUGAGUUCCUCAGUGCUGCUUGUCCUUGCAAACACCUUCAGUAGUCCAUAAAAUACUGCCCCAACAGCAUCCCCUUUGGAAUUGUCCCUGCAGGACACUUGGAUAAUGAAUAAACUCUGCUUGUUCCUUCCUGUUGCUCUGGCAUCCUUGGAAAUGUUUAAAUCCCUUAAAUCUCCUGCUUUCCAGUCUCCCCCUGGGUGCCCCACUGUGGGAUCUCAGCACCUCAGCACUGAGGUGUCACCGAGAGCACCCUUGGGGGGCUCGGGAGUCCUGGAAUGUUCCAGAAGUGUCUGGUGGCUGGACUUUGAUCCUACACAGGAGACGACACCUGUAUGAGGAUAGGAGGGUUUCACCGGGGUGAAUGGUGAAGGGAUU